CCUCAGUGACCCCAUCGGUAAAGCACAGGGCCAAGGAGCGCUCUAUGGGCCUGGGGCCCUCUCUGUGUUUCUCUUAAGGGUAGACACUGAGGGAUCUGGAAGCUGUUACAUGGGCCAGUACUGCCUGUUCCACUUGACCGUGGUUCUUUGCCCAUGUUUAUAACUCUACCUACACAUCUGUGCAAACGUGUGCAUAUGUAUACAUUUUCGAAGCAGAGGUCAACAGACAGUUAGGCCCCUGGAAGUUCCUGUUCCUCAGGGAACAGGGUUGAGCUCUAUGCAGUGCUUUCACCAGACAGGGCCUGCUAUUGCAUAACAAAGGCCACGUAGAGGGCAGAGGAGAAAUACCCACAAGCCUUCACUGGGUUUUAGUUCAUCUUUUCCACCUACUCCUGCAUCAUUUUGAUCAUUAUUCCAUUCUUCAGUUCUUCCUGCCGGUGUAGACACAAGUCACCAUUAUGCAGUGUGUAUUUAUUAAAGGGCAGUUUGUUAUCUAAAGCCCCAAGCCUGAGGACAGAUGACCAUGACAUGGAUUAGCCCACAGAGGGAAAUGCCCUUGCUGGACCCUUAGGGGGGUUUCCAAAUCCCCAGCUGACCUUGGGGCAGGAGGGGGAGCAGAUUGCCUCCUCACUGCUGAGCUCCUGGUUGGAGACAUUUGGGCAGCUGGGUGACCUUGUGUGACCCCAGGCCACAGCCUUCCCUUCUCCCUGACCUGGAGGGGAGAGUGGGCCUUGACCUGAUGAGGCAGCUACCACAGCAGCCAAGGACAGUUCAGAGUACACUCUGCUUUCAGUCACACAGUCUCAACUCCACCAGGGCCAAGGCUGGUCCCCCCAGACCCCCUGGGUAUGCAAGAGCUGGCGUCCAUAGCCACGAUGGUGACAGACCGAGAGACACAACACGCAGGUAUCUACAAGCAGCAAAAUGAUCAGGAGGCCCUCAACAGUCAGGACAUCUGCAUACUUCUCCAUUCCCUAGCAGGGACUUAGCCCAUUUAACAGAUAAGGAAACAGAGGCCCAAAGUCCCCCAGCUAGAUAAUGAUUUGGCCGGCCUAGCAGCCAAGGCCAUGUCUCUGGCUACUCCUUGGACCAUGAGACUGGUCCCUCUCGUUCUUAGCUUCUCAGUUUCUGCCAGAGGCCAGCAGGGGAGAGGGUUGGGCUGGAGGGGAGAGGGGGCAGCCCCAUUCUGGCUGCUGCAUACCAGGACCCUGCAUCUGUCUUCUCUGCAUAUAUGUCUCCUUGAAAUUGGAAUUUCAUUACAUGUUCAGAAAAUAAAGGAAAAUGACUUGUAAGGUCACCCAGGCUUCCUGUAGUUUGUUUUCUUUUGGCACCACGUUCCCACUAAGGAUCUCUGAGUCUGAGAGGAAACUGGAGCCCAGCCUAGGGACUCAGUCUGAGGGGGAGCCACAGCCUGCCUUCCUGCCCCCAGGAUCCCUGGUCUUGGUGGGUGCACACGGCCCCACCCCAGAACUCCAUCUCAGGGACACAGGGCCUUUCCCCCAAUAGGGGCCUUUUUUGAUUCUAGAGUGUGGAUGGGAUGGGGAAGCAGGACUGGAGUGUGGCAACCCCAUUAGCCCCUCUGCUGUCCUCAGAGUAGGGGCCAGGGAGCAUGAGGGACUGUGCAGGUGUCCCUCCCUCCCUCACUUCGCUCACAUUCCCAACCCCACCCAUGCCUGGGGCCCGUGUUUUUGCCCGGGAGGUCACCCACCAGAGCUGAGGGAGCUUGGGGCCAGGCCUGGUGAUGUGAGCUGGCUGGUGUGGCCCGGCUGUUGCAGCUAAGAGGAGAAGGGCCCUUUAGGGCCUGCAACCCUGUGGGCCCCUCUGCUCCUGAAGGCCUGAGCCAUGCUCAUGGAGGAUGUGCCAUUUAACCAGGGAGGAGUUUGUGGCUUUUGUCAGAUUUUCUAAGGGGUCUGGCCAGGGCAGAAGAGAAGAGAGGUCCAAGUGGGCUGGCCUGUGCCCUGAGGGUGGCAGGGAGCCAUGAAAGGCCCCCUCUGUCCACUCCUGCCUCCUACCUGUCCUCAAGCAGCCCUGAGGCCAGUGUGGGCUGACAAAGCCUUUGUCUGGCCUCUUGAACUCACAAAACCCUUUCCCCCUUAUGGCUUCUCCCAGUAGUGGGGACAUAGCAAGUGUGGGGGACAUCAUUCAGUGGGGGAGAGAUGGAUAGUCAGAGACAUGCCCCAAAGUCACAAGACAAGUAGGUCUCUGUCAAACUGAGACUUGGAGCCAGGAUCCUGACACUCUCCUCACCCCCCAACAAACAUACACCCUUAGGGCUAGUUUCUCAAAACAGGGACAACUAUACUGGGAAGCUGAGUGCCCCAUAAUAAGGAACAGACCCUAUUUUAAUGGGCAGGUUUGUGCCUUCCAUGAGGGCCAGAGUCUGGGAAUCUCAGAAGCAUCAGUCUUCUGGAAAUCUCACCAGGCCACGUGGGCAGAUGUCACCGUAGGUGUGGCUGAGAAAAGGUGUGGGCUGAGCAGGGAAGGGGUGUCCGGGAAGGUCCUGGCACCCCAGUACUGCUCUAAGAGACAGCUUGUUCCUGCCCCCCUCUGGUAGAUGCACAGCUGAUGGAGAUACAAGGGCGGCUUGGCAGGGCCAAGGGCUGGGCCCCCCUGGUGAAGCCUGGGCCAACGCCAUGGGAACAGACUUUCUUGCUCCAGUGUGCACUGGGUCACUGUGGGUGCCACUUGCACUCUCAGCCCAUGUAUCCUCCAGGCUGAGAGGACAGGGUGAGGCUAACAGGAUAUGGGCUGGCUCACUGCAACCCGGGCACACGUGUGAAGAUGUGCUGAGGCCAUCUCCCCAUAGCCUUUCUGGUUUGUCCCCUUCUCUUGACCCAUCAUGCCAGGUGUGAAGCCCUCUCAGUCCCCACUAUGGGCCCUGGCCACCUCCACCUCAAUCCCUGUUCUUCCUUUGCCACCCCCUGGCCUUCAGGGCAGAGCCUUUCUUAUUAAUUAUUUAGUUAAAACUUCUAGAAUUCUAGUGUCAAGAAGCAGGACCUGAAGUUGAGUUCAGGGAACUGGUAUUUCUUGAGCACUUACUAUGGGUGAGCAAUGUCCCUGGAUCUUCACAUAAAGUCUUUCUUAUCUCUACAUCUUUGGAAGGUAGAGAUGACAGCCCUCAUUUAUAGAGGGCACUCAGGCCCCUGAAGAUAAGAUGAUUUGCCCAAGAUCACACAGCUUGUUGGUGAUGGAAUUGCAAUUUGAACCUGCUCUGCUUGGUUUCAAAGAUUGGGCUUUUUCUACUAUGUGGUGCUGGCCCCUUUUGUCAUGACCUCUACUAAGUUUAGCUCUAGGCCAGCUUCCUCUGCCUUCAGGGUAUUGGAAGGAGGAGGAAGGAAGGAGAAUAGCCCAUUGAAGGGGACUCCAGUACCAGGAAAAGCGCUGUUCCUUCCAGCAUCAGCUGGAUGUAGUAUCUGUUUGAGACACAUUGGCACCACCUAGCCCCAGGCUGCUCCCCUGGUGCUGGCCGCACCCCAGCCUCUCCAGUGCCCUCUAGGCCUGACUCCUCUAUCUGGGAGGAAAUAGUCUAAUAAACUUGCUCUUCCACCAGUUGUCCUCUCCACAGAAUAUAUGAGAAGGGGAGGGUAAUGCUGCACCUUGAGGGAUAAUAAUGCACCUUGAGGGGUCUCUGAUGCCCAUUUGGGCCUGGGGCAAUAGCUUUGGGGCCAGAUUGUCCCAGACUCUCAUCUUCUGGUGUAUGGGUUCAGUGCUUCACUCACUCCAUUUCCCAAGGGUCAUCCACACGCUGCUCUGCUUGUGUGCUGUCCAGCCCAGCACAGAGGAGAGGCUUUGGGGGAAAAGCUGGAGUACAGUGGAGCUUCUGGAGCAAUCAGAGCUUUUGUCUGUUUUGUUCAUAAAACUUUAAUGGAGAGAGUGAAUUUUCUAGAAGAUUCUGUGACUUAACCUUCAUCUCUUGGCUGCCGAGCAUUCAGGUGACCACACAUGUGAGGUACUCUGGUGGGAAGCACCUAUUACCCCCCUUCAUAUGGGUCCCUGCUGAGGCCAGACAGCAGGUUACUCCCUUGGACCGUCCUAUGGACCAGUGGAGACGGCACAUGCAAGUGGCUCAGCUGGCCUGGAAGGUUGUGCCUUCUGCACUUGGGCCAGAAGGAAGCAGGAUGGAAUCUAGCAGCCAUUGGAUCCUGGAAUAUUUAUCCUUCCAAUUAACUCACAAGAGCAAAAGGUUGUGGUUCCAUGUUGCCUCACCUGUUCUGAGGUUUCAGAACCCUGGCCUAGAUAACACAAUUUUCCAAAGCCUUUUAGAGGGAACAUCAGGCAGAACCCUGUGAUGGAUGUUCAGAUCAAUUUGAAGUGAACUUUAAGUUGCACAUAUACAGGCCCUCAAACAUGGGUCCAGUUGGUCUUGGGUUCUAAUCAUCCAAGAGUCUGGAGUCCUUGCAGACCCAUCUUUCCCUUUUCUUCCAGAGUCAAGGGGAUUCCUAUUUCCAGGCCCCAGAGAAGUGCUGAGAGGUCUAUGGGAGGAUGAUUGAUCUUUGAUACUACCUUCAACUGAGUGCUGAAAAGGGGGCAAUUCUGGCGGUAGGGAAGGCGAGGAGGACUUUGCCUAUGGCGGCUUCAUCCCUAGCCCUCAAGAGACAGUUUCCACCAAUACUCUGGGCCCGUGUGCGGAGAGGCCACUGGGGAAGGGUGCUCAGAAAUUUUAAUUAGCUCGUUCUGCUUAGAAUAAAGCCGUGCUGAUGUAAAAUGAUUCCUCAAUCCAGAUGUGGCGGGGGCGAGGAGUCUGCAUCAUUCAUGAUUCGAGUCAGGCUGUAAACAUGUCUGGGGUCACCAGCAUCCAGCCCAGCAAGCUCUGGGAAUGCAGACCUGCACACAGAUGUCAGGGCCUACCAGGUGCUGGGGCAUCCAGGGCCCUCGGAGACAAAAUGGGCUUUCAAAUCUCAGUGCUGCGCAAGAUCUAGGGUGGCCCAGCUCCAUGAAACCCUUGCAAGCCUCCCACUCAGCCUCAUUGUUCCCUGUUGCCAUGAGGACUUCCAGAGAGACUUUGACAAGCCCCCGUGUGAAGUUCAGAGCCUUGAUAUCUGAGGACUUCACCUCGCGAUCCAGCCUGGCAUCCAUGCCCGGGAAAGAAAGGAGCUCCUGCCGAUAGGCCCCUCCAGCCCUGAGCCCACCUUCCAGCCCUGUGGAUGAGGUUGGAAAACUGGGGCUCCCUGAGGGCAGGCCCAGGUCUUCUUCUCUGAAUCGCCUUCAUUUUGGGGGAGUUCUCUCCAGUGUGGGCCAGCAGAGGGCUGGAUUCAGAGAAGAAAGUGCUAAAGAAUAAUGACCUACUGGGCAAGAAGUGUCCUGUGACUGUCCCCUCUCUGGGUGCUUGCUAUCACGAUAAACACCCAGAGUUGGGGGGGGCUCAGCCCCUCCUUUGUGGAGACACAUAGUCUCACCCCAGGGUCUUGUGCUGGGCAUGGUGUCCUGCAAUCUUGUGACUAUUCAGCCUAAUCCAGUGAAUAUUCAGUUUUCUCCCCUUUGCUGGCUCCUGCCUAUGCAAACAGCCUCCUGGGAAGGGGAGGCAAAGGGUGCUGUGGCAGCCAGCAGCAGGGGACAGUGGGGAAGGCAAGCAGGCAGGGCUCACGGAGGUGACUGAGGGAGCCACUGCUGAGCCCCCACCAUGGACAGCGGGGUGCGGGGAGCCUGUGUCCUCUGCUUGCUGAGCUCUUUGCCGAUCGUACUGGGCUACGUGCAUCCAGAGUGCAACUUCAUCGCGCAGCUGAGAGAGGAUGAAAGCACCUGUCUGCGCGCGGUGGAGGGGAUGGCCAACACCACCGUGGGCUGCCCCAGGACCUGGGAUGGGCUGCUGUGCUGGCCGAUGGCAGGCCCUGGCGAGUGGGUGACUCUCCCCUGCCCAGAUUUCUUCUCUCACUUCAGCUCAGAGCCAGGGGCUGUGAAGCGGGAUUGCACUGUCACAGGCUGGUCUGAGCCGUUCCCGCCUUACCCUGUGGCCUGCCCUGUGCCACUGGAGACGUUAACUGAGGAGAAAUCUUACUUCGCUACCAUGAAGAUCAUCUACACCCUGGGCCACAGCAUCUCUGUCGUAGCUCUCUCCGUGGCCAUCGCCGUCCUAGUUGCUCUCAGGAGGCUCCACUGUCCACGGAACUACAUCCACACCCAGCUGUUCACCACCUUUAUCCUCAAGGCAGCCGCUGUGUUCCUGAAGGACGCCACCCUCUUCCGAGGGGAGAACACGGACCACUGCAGUUUCUCCACGGUUCUGUGCAAGGUCUCUGUGGCUACCUCCCAUUUCACCACCAUGACCAACUUCAGCUGGCUGUUGGCAGAAGCUGUCUACUUGACCUGCCUCUUAGCCUCCACGUCGCCCAGCACAAGGAGAGCCUUCUGGUGGCUGGUUCUUGCUGGCUGGGGGCUUCCCCUGCUCUUCACUGGCACGUGGGUGGGUUGCAAGUUGGCCUUUGAAGAUGUUGCGUGCUGGGACCUGGACAACAGCUCCCCCUACUGGUGGAUCAUCAAAGGGCCCAUCGUCCUCUCUGUUGGGGUGAACUUUGGGCUUUUUCUCAAUAUUAUCCGCAUCCUGCUGAGGAAACUGGAGCCAGCUCAGGGCAGCCUCCACAGCCAGUCUCAGUACUGGCGUCUCUCCAAAUCAACACUUCUCCUCAUUCCACUGUUUGGAAUUCACUACAUCAUCUUCAACUUCUUGCCCGACAGUGCUGGCCUGGGCAUCCGCCUCCCCCUGGAGCUGGGACUGGGCUCCUUCCAGGGCUUCAUUGUUGCCGUCCUGUACUGCUUCCUCAACCAAGAGGUGAGGACUGAGAUCUCACGGAGGUGGCAUGGCCAUGACCCUGAGCUUCUGCCAGCCCGGAGGGCCCUCUCCAGGUGGUCGAUGCCUUCCCGCUCGGGGGCGAAGGUGCUGACAUCCGUGUAAGAGGCUGGGCACAUCAUACAGCUAGAGUCUACACCCGAACUUGGACAGCUCCUGGGGCCCCCACCCUCUGGAGGAGCGAGAGGGCCUGGUGCCCCCGAGAGUCCUCAGGCCGUGUCCCACACAAGCUGCUGCUGGCCCUGAGCAGGUGCAGCCUGUGCCCCCUGUCCCGCACCUGACUGUUUCCUCCCAGGCCCCUGUGUGUCUACCUGCGACUUCCUUGGUUCCUCUGGCUCUGUUCCUCUCU
Manis pentadactyla (Chinese pangolin) is the source of this 7133-nucleotide messenger RNA. It is a transcript of the gene GHRHR, whose product is annotated as growth hormone releasing hormone receptor. Gene Ontology annotation, biological process: cell surface receptor signaling pathway; positive regulation of cell population proliferation; adenylate cyclase-activating G protein-coupled receptor signaling pathway. Bases 5621 to 6889 code for a protein of 422 amino acids. Gene Ontology annotation, cellular component: plasma membrane. The record is from RefSeq and is a predicted model, not a curated record. Gene Ontology annotation, molecular function: growth hormone-releasing hormone receptor activity; G protein-coupled peptide receptor activity; growth factor binding. NCBI's taxonomy places the organism in Eukaryota, Metazoa, Chordata, Mammalia, Pholidota, Manidae. The transcript is spliced from 16 exons.